This is a messenger RNA of Coniophora puteana RWD-64-598 SS2, 779 nucleotides long. RefSeq lists its product as uncharacterized. The transcript is spliced from 6 exons. NCBI's taxonomy places the organism in Eukaryota, Fungi, Basidiomycota, Agaricomycetes, Boletales, Coniophoraceae. Gene Ontology annotation, molecular function: copper ion binding. The coding region runs from base 107 to 733 and encodes 208 amino acids. The record is from RefSeq and is a predicted model, not a curated record.
UGCAGAUCGGCUUGAAGUCUGCAGCAAUCUGGGUGCAGGCGGGGGAACCACACCAAGCACCGGGCUCUUCAAAGCUAUACAACAGGCGCUGCCACAAACACCACUCAUGGCGAUGAUUCGUCCCCGCAUCGGAGAUUUUCUCUACUCUCCGACAGAACUUGAGGUUAUGAUGGAAGACAUACGAAACUUCAAGGCAAACGAUGCUCAGGGGGUUGUUUUUGGCGUCCUCACAGCAGACGGAAAUGUUGACGUUGAUCGGACCAGAGCUCUUGUCGAAGAGGCAUCACCCCUGCAAGUAUGUUUUCACAGGGCGAUUGACAUGGUUAGCAAAGACAGUUCGGCAUGGCAAGACGUAUUUUCGAUCCCAGGGAUUACGAGAGUCUUGACAAGUGGCAUGGCUCCAAAGGUCACCGAGUCCCUAGAAUUUCUCAAGGACAUCCUCCAAAAAAGUCGAAGAUGCGCUGAAGAAUCGAACACACUAGCGAAAGUUAUCCUACCUGGAUCUGGAAUCAACGCCUUCAGUGUGCCGGCAUUGAUCGAGACGCUUCUGCCGCAUGGUCUUGGCGAGAUUCAUCUGAGUGGUGGGCAGUGGAUCGACAGCAAGGUGACAUAUCGACCCGUCGGAAUGGGUAUGGGAGGAGUGGUCGAGUGGGGUGUCUGGAUUACCGACGAGGCUGCGGUGCGCUCUGUUCGAGAGAUCGCGGACAAGCUUACAGAAGCCCAGGUCGAUUGAUGAAAGUCCUGUGCGCCACAGUUUCACAUUUCUAAGACACCGUUCC